CGGCCCGCUCCCUCUUCACUGCUCGUCCACCAACCUAUCUUUCUCACCGUUGGCCCCUUGACCGACAAGAUGCAUCUCACUACGGCCUUGUCCCUUCUGCCACUUUUGUCCUCGGCCAAUGCCGCUGAGACAGUCUUGGGAGCCUAUGUCUUCCAUCGUCAUGGCGAUCGCACUCCAAAGUCGUUGGCUCCCACCAACCUUACAGCUUUAGGUUAUGAGCAAGUCUAUACCUCUGGCCAAUAUUUCCGGUCGCGCUAUUUAGAGGGCUCUUCCAAGAUCGAUGGCAUCAAUCAAGAUACCGUUAGACUCACGCAGCUCGCCGUCACCGCACCAGUCGACAAUGUCUUGCAGAAUUCGGCUAUGGGCUUCUUGCAAGGUCUCUACCCACCUGUACAAACUGUACAGACUCUAUCCAAUGGCAGAGAUAUCCAAGCCCCCAUGGAUGGCUAUCAACUGAUUCCCAUCAACACGAUCGAGACCGGCGCCGGAAGUGAAGACAGCCACUGGCUCCAAGAUGCCUCAUCCUGCGCCAACGCAAAGGCCUCAUCCAACAGAUACUUUAGCUCCAAAGAAUACGCCGACAUGCUCGAAUCAACAACACCUUUCUACAAGUCCCUCGUCCCUGUAGUAAACUCCACCCUAGAGCCGUCCACCGUCACCUUUAAAAACGGCUACAUCGUCUACGACCUGAUCAACGUCGCCACCAUCCACAACUCGUCCAUUCCCUCCUCAGACAUCCUCACCAACGAAACUCUGUUUGAGCUCCGAACCCUCGCUGAUGCGCACGAGUGGGGCCUCGCAUUCAACGAGUCCGACAACGCGCGCGCCAUCUCGGGUAUGCAGCUCGCGGGUGAAAUUCUCAAGUACAUGAACAGCACCAUCGACGCAGGCCGAAAAGGCACAUCUGCCAACAAACUCGGCAUUCAGUUCGGCGCGUACGCCACCUUCCUCUCCUUCUUCGGUCUCGUCGACCUGCAAAAGACCAACGUGGACUUCACUGGUGUACCCGACUAUGCGAGCUCCAUGACCUUUGAGCUGUUCACUGAUAAAGAAGUCCCGUCCGAUGGGUUCCCAGGCAAUGAUGAUUUGCAGGUGCGCUUUUUGUUUCACAAUGGCACUGCCUCCAACAACAGCCAACCCACUGUGUACCCUCUGUUCGGGGGGAACAGCAACGCGGUUUCGUGGAACGACUUCGCCCGCGGCUUGGGUGAGUUCGCGGUGUCGACUACCGAGGGCUGGUGCAAGAAGUGCGGCAACACGGACGGAACGUGUGCACAGUAUGUAGAGGGCGGCAAGGGCGAUGGUGCUCAAACGCAGCAGAGUAAGGGCGGUAGUGGUUCAUCCAUGUCUCCUGCCAUCGGAGGUGUUAUUGGUGCAUUUGUUACGCUCGCUGUUGUGCUGGGCGCGUUGGGAGCAACGAUGCUGCUGGGAGGGUUUACUCUGGUUAGCAAAAAAGCAUUGCAAUCCAGGACUGGUGGGACUAGCGAGGCUGUCAAGGCAUGA
Periconia digitata is the source of this 1503-nucleotide messenger RNA. The record is from the annotation of a GenBank genome assembly. Lineage: Eukaryota; Fungi; Ascomycota; Dothideomycetes; Pleosporales; Periconiaceae.